AUGAAUUUCAGAUUGCUCAUAUUAAUAAAAUUUUUGAUACUAACGAAAUUUGGUGUUGAAAAUGUGACAUACAAUGGAAAAUAUUUCGAUGUAAAUGAUAGAAUUAGUGAGUUAUUUGCGCAAAAUUUUAAAAAUUCAAAUUUCUUCAGACGCUGAUUGUGUUCGUGUGGCAGAUCGACCAACUUAUGAUUAUAUAGGGAAUUUGAACAAAAUUCCGAGUGGAGAAAAAUGUGUGAGAUGGGAUGAAGUUAUGAAAUAUUGGUUUGAAAAGGCCACAAAAGAAGAGAAAGAAUUGUGAGCUUAUUUUUUUGCGCCAAAAAAUGAUCAUUUCAAAAUUUACCUUCAGACUCUCGCUUCCCGAACGUGUUCCUCAUUCAAAUUGUCGUCUCGUCAAACUUUCUCUAACUCACAAAUUCAUCAAACUCUCAACAACUGGAACUUCAAAAUUGAUUCCAAGUGGAAGUCAAGGAGCUUGGUGUUAUAUUCGAAAACCAGGAAAAGUUGAAAACGAAGAAUUUGAUUAUUUGGCUGAAAAAUGUUUUGAGGAUUGUGAUUUGACAAAAGUUGACAAUGAAACUGAGAUAAGUUCUUCUUCGAUUAAAAAAUCUGAAAAUGGUGGAUAUACUUCGAUUAGAUUGAAUUAUAAUAUCGAGCUAUUAGAUCCGAUUCAAAGAUUGUUCAAGGUGUAUUUUGUUGAGGAACAGGAAUAUUAUGAUUUUGUAAGUUUCAAGACACUGUAGGUCGAAUUUUGGAAGCAAAAAUGUUGAUUACUGUAAAUCAAAUUGUCGGCGAAAGUUUGUUACAUGUACAUAAUUACACAGUAACCUAGACGCUUACCUUUUUUCCAAGACAUAGCAAUACUCAAAUUCUUCCAAUUUCCUCCAGAAAUUAUCAAUCCUCGAACGUCCUGAAUACAAACAACUUCAACGCGAAAUCUUUCUCUCAUUAUUUUUGAUCUUCGUUGUCGUCAUUUUCUGGAUCAUAAUUUAUCAAUGCCUAAAAAGAAAAGCGAGAAGAUUGGAUCGAAAAAGAGAAAAAUUAUUGGAUGAAUUGUACGAUACAACAAAUGUUGCUGAUAUAAAAAUGCAUUUGGAAUUGGAAAGAGAAAGCGAAGUUCAGUAA
This is a messenger RNA of Caenorhabditis angaria, 1122 nucleotides long. The record is from the annotation of a GenBank genome assembly. Lineage: Eukaryota; Metazoa; Nematoda; Chromadorea; Rhabditida; Rhabditidae.